This is a messenger RNA of Caenorhabditis angaria, 1641 nucleotides long. NCBI's taxonomy places the organism in Eukaryota, Metazoa, Nematoda, Chromadorea, Rhabditida, Rhabditidae. The record is from the annotation of a GenBank genome assembly.
AUGAAAUAUUUUCAUAUUAUUGGUUAUAUUAUUGCACUCACAAUAUCUAUUCAUUUUGUUUUUGUAUAUUUUGAUACGAGUAAUUGGGUGAGUUGGAAUUGAAAACAAAAUUCGAUUCAGAAUUUUUCAAAUUUCAGAAUUUCUAGAUUUAGAAACCUGGAAAUUAACUCCCAGACGUUGCAUAAACUUUUUUUGUUGAAAAUUUUGUUUUAAAAACUUUCACUAACCAAAAACUUUUGUUUCCAUAAAAUUCACAUUUGAAAAUUUAUUUUUGCAUAUAAAAUACUGGAUUCACAAUAUCCCGAUGACGGAAUAAUUUACGGGUUUUUUUUUCAAAAACUGGUGUUGAUAUUUGGAAAUUUGUUUUAUUUUGAAUAUAUAUUUUUUUGAAAAGACCUUUGUGCGGGGGAGCCAAAAAUUAUAAUAAUAAUGGAACGAUUUGUGUGAACAGCUUUCGAAUUAUUCAAAACAAUAUUUAUCUUUUUGCAGGUUCCAGUAAAAGAAUCGAAAUAUUUGACCGCAACAUUAUUCACAGUGAAUCAAGCUGGAUUAGGAAAUUGUCUUUUUGAAGUUGUUGCUCUUCGUGGAAUUGCUCAAACCACAAAUCGAAUAGCAUUUGUAAAUUCGAAUGAAAAAGAAUUGAUUGGGAAUUUUGAAAAACGGAUUGGAAACAGUUUUCCGGAAUUAUACAAACAAUUUGAAAUUAAAAAUGUUGAUGUAAGUUUGUUCAAGAGAAACAGUUUGUUUGCUUUCAAUUAAAAACUGACCAAUUAGUUUGUUACAACAGUAUUGAAAAAAAAUUUGUUUUUUUCAGAAAGAUGAUAUUCUGAGAGUUCCAUUUCAAGGGGAAUGUUGUAUUCAAACACAUCCACGUGGAAUUAAAAACAUAUCACAUCAAUUUAUGCAUAUUGAAGGAGCUUAUUAUCAGGUUAUCAUUUUUCAAAAACUUCGAAAAAUUUUUUUUUCAGAGCUUCAAAUAUUUCGAUCACAUUAGAGAAGAUGUUAGAGAAUGGUUGAAACCAGCUGAUAAAUAUUUUCUGAUAGCAGAUUCUUAUUUACCGAAAAAAGAGCAAAAAGACAAAUUUAAAAUAUGUACUCAUAUUCGAAGAGGUGAUUUUGCCACUGAUAAAAUGCAUGCUCCAACGAAUUCAAAUUUCACAAUACGGGCUUUAAAGUUUUUGGUGUCUGAAUGUGAGUUAGAACAAAACCAUAUUUUUUAAUAAUUAUUUUUCAGAUGAUUUUGAACAUCACAACAAUAUGAUGUUAGUGUUUUUAGGAAAUGAUGAAAAAUUUGAGAAUGAACUUCGAACACAAAUUCAAAAUAUUGAUGUACAUAAGUUUGAUACAACAAACUGAAAUGCAUCCGAGAUUUUUCAGACAAUAACCCUUCCAAAAUCAGAUCCAGAAAUCGAUUUAGCAUUUUCAAGAAAAUAUUGUGAUGUAGUUCUAAUAACAGCACCAUCUUCAACAUUUGGUUGGUGGUUGGGAUAUUUAUCAAAAACUGGAAAUGAAGUAUAUUAUGAAGAUAUUUUGGAAACUGGUGAUAAAGUUGCCUAUCAAAUGCAUCAACAAGAUUUUUAUCCAAAUAAUUGGAUAAAAUUAAAAACUUAUCGAAGAGAUGGAUCUGUUAAUAAAUUAUAA